Molecule: messenger RNA, 1361 nt
Organism: Setaria italica (foxtail millet)
Lineage: Eukaryota; Viridiplantae; Streptophyta; Magnoliopsida; Poales; Poaceae
Product: 7-methylguanosine phosphate-specific 5'-nucleotidase A
Exons: 8
Coding region: 15-971 (318 amino acids)
Cellular component (GO): cytoplasm
Molecular function (GO): magnesium ion binding; 5'-nucleotidase activity
Source: RefSeq, a predicted model, not a curated record
CCCACCAUUUGGAAAUGCGGCCCAUGAUGAGCCCGCCCCUGCUGUCGCCGUCCCCCUGCUCCCUUCUCCGCUUCCUCCGCCUCUGCCACGCCCCUCGCCGCCGGAACCCUACCGCCGCGCCGCCCACUCCUUAUACUUUCCGCCGCCGCCCGCUGCUCCUCCUCCCCGUCGCCAUGUCCUCCUCCGCCUCCAUCACUGCCCCCAACUCCGUCGUCGCGGACCCCAGCGCGCUUGCCCGGAAGGUCGCCGCCAUCCGCGCCGCCGGACCCUCCAAGCUCCAGGUCAUCGCCGACUUCGACGGUACGCUCACGCGGUACUGGUACGACGGCGCCCGCGGGCAGAGUAGCCAUGGGCUGCUGAGGCAAGGGAACGAGGAGUACGACGCGAAGAGGGAGGCGCUGUACGAGCACUACCACCCCAUCGAGAUCUGCCCCGACAUCCCACUCCCGGAGAAGGCCAAGCUCAUGGAGGAAUGGUGGGAGAAGACUCAUGGUCUCCUUAUUGAAGGUGGUCUUACGUAUGAAGCUAUCAAAAAAUCUGUGUCUGAUGCUGCAAUUGCUUUCCGAGAUGGUGUGGUGGAGCUCUUUGAGUACUUGGAGGAGAGAGAUAUUCCAGUGCUGGUAUUUUCUGCUGGACUUGCAGACAUUAUUGAAGAGGUCUUCCGGCAGAAGCUACACAGAUCAUUCAAGAAUAUCAAGGUUGUCUCCAACAGAAUGGUGUUUAAUGAAGAAGGUCGUCUUGUAGCAUUUAAAGGUAAAACAAUUCACGUCCUGAACAAAAAUGAACAUGCCUUGGACAUGGCAGCUCCAGUGCAUGACAGUCUGGGGGAUCCAAAUGGAUCUAUUGAUGACUAUUCAUUGGUGAAGAAAAGGACCAAUGUGCUGCUACUUGGUGAUCACAUUGGAGACUUGGGGAUGUCUGAUGGUUUAAACUAUGAAAACAGAAUCGCUGUUGGAUUCCUGCUUGUGUAAACAUAGGCUUCAAACAAAAAAGGGAGUUUCUUUGGUUCAGAACAUGGUAGGGAAAUUACAGGAAGUUCAGGUUUCUGUUCCACUGGUUUCCUUUAAUCAAUUCAAAGCUAUUUUUGAAUGAGUUGCUGGAUAUGUUUGACUAUGAAGCUGAAAUGAACCCAAAUGAUCUGUAAAUUUUAUUGUCUCUGCAGCUGAAUAUCAUUCUAAAACCUCAAUUGAUGCUUUACUGUGCAUAGGUCAGGAGGAUUAUCAUGAUGUUUUGUUUGAAUGCUCAAUUACAGUAUUGUGAACGUAAAUGCUAUUAUUAUUUCCGUCUUGCACUGUUCCCUUGCAGCAUCUACCACACAAAACUUUUAUGUCCAUUGUGCAUAGGGUGACGCUGAACUGAUU